Molecule: messenger RNA, 360 nt
Organism: Aspergillus oryzae RIB40
Lineage: Eukaryota; Fungi; Ascomycota; Eurotiomycetes; Eurotiales; Aspergillaceae
Exons: 4
Coding region: 1-360 (119 amino acids)
Source: RefSeq, a predicted model, not a curated record
AUGAAGACAACGAUGGCUUUCCUGUUCGUUCUUUUUGCCAGCUUUGUCGGUGCAGCACCCCCCGUCCAGGGUCAGUCACCAGUGUCGCCUUACCCAAACGUGGUGCAAAAGACGGUUACAUAUCGAGGUUAUCAAGACAUGUUGGUCCGUGUAUCAAAAAUGGCUCCUCAGGAACGGGGACCAACACCGUCCUGGCUUGUGACGUCGGCUCCCAAUGAAAUGAUUGUCCAAUGUGACCGUCGCUAUGAAUGUCCUUCGGAUGGGACAUUCUGCUUUUUCAACUUAAUCACUACUGAAGUUGGACAUAUGAAGCAUGUCGACGGGCUAGCAUACUGCCGUGGCGACGUGAAAGAGUUUUGA